AUGGCAGAGUUCAGAGAAGCAUUGAGAAACUACCAUGUUAGGACACUGAGGAACUUUGAGUACCAUAGGAAUGAUCCAAGUAGGAUCAUAGCUUGGUGCUCAGAUAGAAAGCAUGGUUGUGAGUUUUACAUUACUGCUUCUAAGAUUGCCCAUGAGGCAACCUUUAGCAUCAAGAAGAUGAAUCUUGAUCACACUUGUGGAGCAAGUGGAGAAAACACAAAGGUUACCAUGAAGUGGGUUGCAAAGGCUGUUGAGGAUACUGUAAGAUCCAAUCCUGUUGCAGGUGUUGAGACUAUACUGAGUUAUACAAAAAAGAUUAGAGUACAUGUUCCAAAAAAAUUGGCCUACAGGGCAAAGAGGAAUGUAGUUGAUGUUGUGCAAGGGGAUCACAAGACACAAUACUACAGAUUAAGAGACUAUCUGCAGUAUGUUAUGGACACAAACCCUGGGCUUGAUGGAUGCUUCAUCAAACUAAGCACUGGGCAGCAAAUCCUGGCAGCAACAGGGAGGGAUGGCAACAACAACAUCUUCCCUAUUGCAUUUGGUGUUGUUGACAAGGAGGAGACAGAUAGUUGGACUUGGUUUCUUACACAGUUGAGGACAAUAAUUGGUAGUGGUAACAAGUUUGGAACCUACACAAUUAUUUCAGACAUGCAAAAGAGGUGGGACAUGACAGCUGCUCCAUGUAGUCAUGUUGUAGUAGCAAUGCAGAAGGUGAAGCUACAUCCUGAAGAUUUUGUCCAUGAGUUCUUCAAGAAGCCCCUCUACUGUGAAACCUACAAGCAUAUUAUAUACCCUGUUCUUGGCCCUGAUUGUUGGCCACACACCAUGGUGGAUGACAUAUCUCCUCCAGUAUUCAAAGAAAAGAAGGGUAAAAAGCAGACAGCUAGAAAGAAAGGACAGUUUGAGGUGCUUGCCAAGAAGGAUACAUCAAGAAUUGGGAUAGUGACCUGUAGCAACUGCAAGAAGCAAGGAGAAUAG
Messenger RNA from Aegilops tauschii subsp. strangulata, 981 nucleotides. RefSeq lists its product as uncharacterized. The record is from RefSeq and is a predicted model, not a curated record. NCBI's taxonomy places the organism in Eukaryota, Viridiplantae, Streptophyta, Magnoliopsida, Poales, Poaceae.